CUUCCCUUCGAUCUUUCAGGAUUUCCUCCUGCGUUUUCGCAGUCGCUCGUUGAAUUUCUCGGCUCGAUCCGGCGUUCUCCGCGGCGGCGCGAGCGCUGAGGGCAUGGCCAACAUCACCGUCUGCGCGCGGUUCAGGCCUCUGAGCUCGAGAGAGAGGCGCGAUCAUGGCGGCGAUUCCGUCUGCAUUGAGCGGAUCGACGACGAGGCCUUCAAUCUCAAGGAUGAAAAGGAAGGAGAGCUGAAGUUCGGCUUCGAUAAGGUGUUCUACGACGACUCCAAGCAAGAUGAUGUCUAUUCGUUUCUGGCUCGUCCUGUUGUUCGAGAUGUGGUAAAAGCAAUAAAUGGGACGAUCAUUACGUAUGGACAGACUGGAGCUGGAAAGACAUAUAGUAUAGAGGGACCAAGCAUCCUCGAAUGUGAUGAUGCCAAGAAAGGUCUCCUUGCAACAGUGGUUGAUGGAAUUUUCAGAGAAAUCACUUCUGCUGAUUCAAUGAAGUAUACAAUCAAAUUGUCCAUGGUAGAGAUCUACAUGGAGAAAGUAAGGGACCUUUUGGAUCUUUCAAAGUACCGCAUACAAAUUAAAGAGACCAAAUCACACGGGAUAUUGUUACCUGUAGUUACGGAGAUAUCUCUAUCAGACAUUGCUGAAGCAUUACAAAGCUUAUCUAGUGGUAUAUGCAACAGAGCAGUUGGAGACACCCAAAUGAAUGCGGGCAGCACCAAUAGCCAUUGUAUUUACAUAUUCUCAGUGCACCAAGAAUCAACCAAACAGACGAGAACAUUUGGAAAACUGAUUCUCGUGGACCUGGCUGGCUCUGAGAAAGUUGAGAAAACAGGAGCAGAGGGCAGGGUUCUUGAAGAAGCUAAAACCAUCAAUAAGUCCCUGUCAGCACUUGGAAAUGUGGUACAGGCCUUGACAUGUGGUCCAAACGUGAAAGGAAAUCAUAUUCCGUAUCGCAACUCCAAACUUACUCGGAUUUUGAAAGAUUCUCUGGUGAGACUGCCCCACAUUAGCCCUUCUAUUAUCCUGCUAGCAUGUAUUCAAAACAUAAAUAGUAAGUUCGUCUCACAGGGAGGGAACUCUCACAUGGCAUUACUAUGUUGUUGUUCACCCAGCCCUUCAAAUGCGUCAGAAACUCUGUCAACCCUCAGGUUUGGUGCCAGGGCAAAGCAUAUAAAAGCAUCGCCGCGUGUCCACUGUACCAGAGAUAAACAUGCGAAGACACUCGGAACAUCCUUCCCAUCUGAAGAUGAAUCACGUGACAAAGUUAUGGAAAAGCCAAGGGAGAGCAUGGAUGCUGAAGAUGUCAAGUUGCUUCAGGAUUUAUUCACAUGGGAGGGAAGAGCGCUUGAUCCUAAUUUUCUUGAGGACUUGGAAUUUGAUCGGGGGGAGGUUGCUGCACCAACUAAUUUUCCAUUCCAACAAGCCGUGGAGGAGCUUGCCUCCGCCGUUGAGCUGCUUAAAGAUCAGACCAAAGUUCUCGAGGUGAUGCUGGUAGUUGCGACAAGGAUGCUAUCAUCUCAAGGUGAGGCAAGUGGAAAUCUCGGCUUUAUGCACUUAGUGUUGGAGUCUCUAAAACCGUCCAUCGCUUGGGUCUCGUCAUCGCCCCUGGUCAAGCUGUUGAUAGACAGCUAUGUCCUUAUCCCUUGUUGCUGGUUUACAAAGUGAGAAAAGUUUCCAUAUAAGAACCAUGUUAGAACCUCAGUUUUUGA
Messenger RNA from Syzygium oleosum, 1713 nucleotides. Its product is annotated as kinesin-like protein KIN-1. The coding region runs from base 104 to 1669 and encodes 521 amino acids. Gene Ontology annotation, cellular component: kinesin complex; microtubule. The record is from RefSeq and is a predicted model, not a curated record. Gene Ontology annotation, biological process: microtubule-based movement; cytoskeleton-dependent intracellular transport. NCBI's taxonomy places the organism in Eukaryota, Viridiplantae, Streptophyta, Magnoliopsida, Myrtales, Myrtaceae. The transcript has 14 exons. Gene Ontology annotation, molecular function: plus-end-directed microtubule motor activity; ATP binding; microtubule binding.